AUGUGUGAAAUAUCUUCGUGUGGCGGAGCAUCACUGGCAACUUGUAUCUGCUGUAAACGAAAUGUUUGUCGAGAACAUUUUAUUAUACAUGACAAUCUACUUCGUCCAAAACUAAAUGAUUUAACCGGACGAAUAGACCGACUUGCUGAAGAAUUUGAAAACUUAAGUGUGAAUACAAUAACUACGGAUAUUAUUACAAAACUUGACCAGUGGAAAGUGAAUGCACAUAAAAUAAUUGAUGAAUAUUACGAAAAUAAACGAAAUGAAAUCAUUUCAUCGGCUCGCCGCUUACUAAAUCAACACGAAAAAGAAAUUCAAGAUCUACGAAUUAAAAUCGCGAAAAUGAUUUACAUCCAACAGUCGAAUACUCAUAACAUAAACUUACUCGAAGAAAAACUUCGAAUCAUCCAACGAGAGAUCAACCAAGUUUCCGUUUCCAUUCAUGUCGAUAUUUAUCCGUUAACAAUUCCAAAUUAUAUGAUCAGUAUCGAUCUAUUCAACUUCUAUCGACCUAAUCUAUUCACAUUUGCACAUCCGUAUGCAAACAUCCAACGUUAUCCGAUAAGUUCUGAUGCCAUUGCAGCCAACAAUCAACAUUUUCUAAUUCAACAUCGAUCGAGUUUGUAUUUAAUCGAUGAAAAUCUUUCGGAAAUCUGUCGACAAAAUUGGCCUCACGACCGAAUACGUGACAUGUGUUGGUCAAAAAUCUUGAAUUGUUUUUUUAUUCUCACAUGGGAUCAUGUGUAUCAAAUCGAUGGAACGAAUUUAUCGAUCCAACGAAUCGAAACUAUCGAAGGAAGAUCAUGGCAAUCGUGUACAUGUUCUCAAACAUCUUUAUAUUUAUCGCGAGAUUUAUGGAAUUCAACAGUUGAAGAAUUUAAUCUCGAACCUUCGAUAACACUUUUUCAAGUUCAUCAAACAACUGACACUAAAGAUCAGAAACAACGAAUCGAUAGUUUAGAAUAUCAACAUGAUCGAUUGGCAUUGGCGAUCAAUGAUGAAACGAGACAAGAAUUCUUCAUCGAAGUUCGUUCGACGAUCUCAUUCGAUCGGAUAUGGAUCUAUCGGCUGCAAACAGAUUACAGUGAACGAAAGAUUCAAUGUUGUAUCUACAAUCAUAAUGCAUGGUUAAUAGCUGAUUGGGGUUCAUCAUCGUUGUAUCAUUUGACGAGUGACGGGAAAACGAAGAACGUUUCUAAAUAUGAAGAUGAGAUUUGUUAUAUUCAUUGUUUCAAACCAAAUCAAUUGAUUAUUUCAACGAAACAUUCGUUUAAUAUUCAUCGAUUAUGA
Molecule: messenger RNA, 1290 nt
Organism: Adineta ricciae
Lineage: Eukaryota; Metazoa; Rotifera; Eurotatoria; Adinetida; Adinetidae
Source: the annotation of a GenBank genome assembly